Molecule: messenger RNA, 1923 nt
Organism: Paraphaeosphaeria sporulosa
Lineage: Eukaryota; Fungi; Ascomycota; Dothideomycetes; Pleosporales; Didymosphaeriaceae
Exons: 1
Coding region: 395-1621 (408 amino acids)
Source: RefSeq, a predicted model, not a curated record
UCAGCCCUCAUCUUGCUUUGUUCGACUAGAUUGUCCAUCCCUGUGAUAUUAUUUCCUGAAUACCGUGCUACUCUGUACAAUUUGCCCAAACGAUCCAACCGCUGAGCAAGUCGAGCGCCGACUGGUGUUGAGAUAGCCGACCAUGGAACGACUACCAAACGAGCUACUCAUCUCCAUCGCCUUUCAUCUAGACAUCGAGGCGCCUUCAAUCUCCAAAUUCUCUCAUGAGCCAACGGCACGGUUGACAAUUUCGGACGACACCCCACUUAAAAAUCUUGCGCGAGUUUCAUGGCGAUGGAGAAGGAUCCUUUUACCUAUCCUUUUCCGCUACUCAAGGAUUCCUCUAGACCCAAGCCCGCAAUGGGUACCGAUCGAUGCCAGGAUUCUUGACAAUAUGCAAGGUCAGCUCACCAAGCUGAGCACCCACGAGUUUCAGGUCUAUACUCGCAUGAUGAGCAAGUUUAAAGCUACUGGUACCGGUUCUGCCUUCGACCAGGCAUUCGAUGACGUCCUCAUCAACCUCUGUCGAAUAGAGGAAGAUGACCACAUCUUGAAAGGUGUGCCACACAUCCUAUGGUUUCCACAUCUCAACAAGGGCUUCGCACAGUUCCUACGAUUCGUAUGGCAGUAUGAUCUGAAGAACCAUAUUAAGAAUAUCGUGGUUUAUACAGACAAAGAAUACCAGCUUCGACACGUCUCGACUGCAGAUGCGCCGUUGGCCCAUGCAGUCCGCGAAAUAUGGGACCAAGUAUUCUCCAACCUUGAUCCGAAUCGUGUUGUGGUAGCUGCACCGCCGAGCACGCUUUCUGCACUUUUGGAUUCGCAGAUGCUAAGUUCUGACGCCUGGGCUUUCGACAUGAAAAUGCACUACGUGGAAUUUCUGCAGCAGGAUCCACAACGCGCAGCUCAUCGAAACCCCGAAUGCCGGCCUUGGGGUAACGCUCUUGUUCAUCGCAAACCUUGGACGCACCUGGGUUACAACGAAGGCUCCUCGAUCACAGCAUACAGCACCUAUGAGUAUCAUCUCAAACAAUCACCGAAGAUGUUAUAUCUGACUCUUCUUCGCCUAGCGAAGGAAGUUCAAGAUUGCUGCAAUAUUACCUCGUUCUCAUUCAUAGGCGUGUUUCCAUUCAACACAAACAUGAACGCUAUCAUCCACGCGUUGCAAAAGAUACCGACUCUACGCAAGAUACAGGUCCAGCUCGCACCAGGCCCGGAGAACGAUCUACUCAGCACGCCUAAAAGGUUAGGAAGAGCUCAAUCCUCGGACCUUUGGCUAGAGUGGAACGGAUGUUACAGCGGACUUGCUGGACUAUUGGGUACGCAAGAGUUUGGUGAUGGAUCGAAGUUUGUAAGCAACGACUGUGGGGAAAAAGAGGUGGCUAAAGAGGUGGAAGAGUACAUUGAGUCGCUACAGAACAGAGGACAAGGCUGGCGGAAAGAUGGCCACGGGGCGUGGAUCAGAGACACAAGACUGGACCAAGAAAUCGGUCCUGAUGAGCAUGUGGAGGAUGCAGAGUCUGCAUUGCAUCAACUAAUGCUGGCGGCUGCUCAUGAGCUCGGCGGAGACAGCUACCAAGUCUUGCACAACCAAAAUGAACAGAGUACGGACAUGAUUUAAUUAAAGCGCAUAGGGCACUGCGAAAGUUUGAACAGCUUUUUUAGAUUGUCAAGACUUGUAGCCUAGGCAUAUCUGAAAGUCUAUAUUCCAUGUGGGGUCGCGAUUUUGCCGCCCAAAGAGUGUUCCCCAGAGGAUCCCGGCUCAAUAUAAUGCAAUCACGGCACUUCGUCACACCGAAAUAGUAUUGACGAACUCUUUGAAACUUGUUGAAUCAGUUCUGAUAUAUGACUACGACAUGUACUCUUAGUUUUAGAUUUCUCAGGUAUUUAAGCCACCAAAGACGACGACAAGUCAAAUGGCUU